GAAGACUGUAAAACCAAGCUGCCGGACAUCCGACUACUUUGUCCACGCACACAUCUUACAGGACAGUUUUCAAGGGUCAUGUUUUCCUCGGUGCUGGCGCUUGCAUUACUCCCCCUGGUUUGGGGAGCCGCAGAUCCCACCAAAGUCUGCUUACCGGACGUCUUUCAAGUCUUAGAAUACAACAUAGAGACAGGCGUAUGUAUAUGCUGACGUAAAUUUAUGUAUUUGUGAGUCGUCUUAAUAUUAUAUUUAUAGAUAUGCGUCAUUAAUGUAACAUUUAACAAUUUAUCUGACGUAGCGUAUUACUUUUUGCACUUACAGGUCAUAAAGUUGUAUAGUUUGUUUUAUUCCAUGGUAUACUUUUCUUGUUUUAUGGACAGGCGGCAUUAUCGGCAAACUGCAGAGGUUGUUUUUUUUCCGAGAACGUGGUGCGUCAAAAAUCUUGAGCCAUCCCGGGCGCCACUUACCCUAGCUACACCACUGCGUCAUAUUGAAUUAAUUACCACUACCCUAGCUACACCACUGCGUCAUAUUGAAUUAAUUACCACUACCCUAGCUACACCACUGCGUCAUAUUGAAUUAAUUACCACUACCCUAGCUACACCACUGCGUCAUAUUGAAUUAAUUACCACUACCCUAGCUACACCACUGCGUCAUAUUGAAUUAAUUACCACUACCCUAGCUACACCACUGCGUCAUAUUGAAUUAAUUACCACUACCCUAGCUACACCACUGCGUCAUAUUGAAUUAAUCACCACUACCCUAGCUACACCACUGCGUCAUAUUGAAUUAAUUACCACUACCCUAGCUACACCACUGCGUCAUAUUGAAUUAAUUACCACUACCCUAGCUACACCAUUGCGUCAUAUUGAAUUAAUUACCACUACCCUAGCUACACCACUGCGUCAUAUUGAAUUAAUUACCACUUACCCUAGCUACACCACUGCGUCAUAUUGAAUUAAUUACCACAUGUAUAAGAAAGUUUUUCUGGGAAUUGACGGAGGUUUUAAAUUGGAAGUGUUUUUUGCGCAAUGUUUUAUACGUUCGAUUUUAUUACAUUUUUUUUCGUUACUUUUCUGUGGAAAUGUAAUAAUGUUCAUUUGCUUGUGAGAAUGUAAUUAUUUCAAUGUUGCAUGUCAUCUCGAAUACGAAGCUCUUCAGAACGUGGGGGUUUAAUAUUUAAGUUAUAGAUUAAAUAUAAGUUAUAGACUGAAAUUACUAUAAAAUAGAAAGACAAGUAACCAUACAACAAUCUCCCAGGAAAGAGUUCAAAUUGCUGUUGAUUUCAAGCAGAACCUGCUCACCAGCGUCUCACCUAAUGUGACUAUAGUGGAUGAUUACGAGAAGGUAAAACAAUCUGUCAACUUUAUAAGAGAGUAGUACAACCUAUAGACGUGGUAAGAAAACUGCUACAUUUAUAGGACUGUAGUAGGAGACCUAGACACUGGAAGACAUAAGUUAAUUUAUAGAACUAUAGUGUAAGACCUGGGCAAGAGAAGACACUUGUUAACUUUAUAGAACUGAAGUGUCAGACCUAGGCAAGGGAAGACAUAUGUUAACUUUAUAGAACUAAAGUGUAAUACCUAGACAAGGUAAGACAUAUUUUAACUUUAUAUAGCCUUAGUGUAAGACCCAAGCAACGUGAGACAUUUGUUAACUUUAUAGACCUAUAGUGUAAAACCUAGACAAUUUAAGACACAUGUUAACUUUAUAGAACUGUAGUGUAAGUACUACACAAGUUAAGACAUAUGUUAACGUUAUAGACCUAUAGUGUAAGACCUAGACAAGUUAAAACAUAUGUUAACUUUAUAGAACUGUAGUGUAAGACCUAGACAAGUUAAAACAUAUGUUAACUUUAUAGAACGUAUUAUAACAUAUAGACAACCGUUUUAAUCACGACACGCGUCAAAUUCUAAACAAGGGGAUUGAACUCGGACACAUUCUGCUAAUCCGCUUAAGCACCCUUUCCGAUCGAGUAUGUGGCUCGAAAAGUUUCUCUGAACAGAUCCCCCCCCCCCGCCCCCAACCCCACCGCCUCUACUCACAUGGUGUAUGAAUUCAAAUUCUAAACAAUGGGAUUGAACCCGGACACAUUCUGCUAAUCCGCUUAAGCACCCUUUCCUAUCGAGUAUGUGGCUCGAAAAGUUUCUCUGAACAGAUCCCCCCCCCCCGCCCCCAACCCCACCGCCUCUACUCACAUGGUGUAUGAACGUCCUUAAAGUGUAAUGGCGCUGCAUCAUUAAAGACCCUAUUCACCGUCAUCUCCAACACAGAGAAGAACAGCCACCAUUGAAGAGAUGGAACUUUGGAAUAGAGAAUAAUUUUACCCAGAUUGUGGUGUUACUACCAAGUGUAACGUAUUCAAGAUAAAGCGUUAUUUAAUAAAAUACCUUCAUAGUGAAACAAAUAAAUAAAUAAAUAAAUAGGACCACACGGUCGCCCAGCAAACUCCCUAUACCAUUAUGGUUAUAAAGGUAGACAAAUCCAUGGAGCACCCAUCUACGGUCGAUAGCGGACUACGAUGGUUGAUGGUCAUGUACGGUUUCGAAUCUACACUUUUGUUAUCACUUGAUGAUAUUUUUUAAAAAUAUCUUCUGACAUGUUCCAGCUGAGGACCUACACCAUUGACGCCACUGGCAACUGCCAGUAUGUCAGCCUCUCCCCGGAAGAAGUUUAUCCCCAGUGUUUACCAGGUCAACAAUUUUAACGUUUUAAAGAAUACGGCGUAUUUUAUGUAUCACGGUGUCUAGUGUACGUCCUAUCAUAAUGGGUGUGAUUACCAUAACAUUUCAUUUACAGCAACAUCCACUUUCAUCUUAACAUCUCAUUUACAGCAACACCCACUUUCAUUUUAACAUCUCAUUUACAGCAACAUCCACUUUCAUUUUAACAUCUCAUUUACAGCAACAUCCACUUUAAUCUUAACGUCUCAUUUACAGCAACAUCCACUUUUAUCUUAACGUCUCAUUUACAGCAACAUCCACUUUCAUCUUAACAUCCCAUUGACAGCAACAUCCACUUUCAUCUUUACAUCUCAUUGACAGCAACAUCCACUUUCAUCUUAACAUCCCAUUGACAGCGAAAUCCACUUUCAUCUUAACAUCUCAUUGACAGCAACAUCCACUUUCACCUUAACAUCUCAUUUACAGCGACAUCCACUUUCACCUUAACAUCUCAUUUACAGCAACACCCACUUUCACCUUAACAUCUCAUUGACAGCGACAUCCACUUACGUUGGUGAACUUUUCAUCGGCUCUGGGCCAAGCCGUGUGCCCGCCGAGGCCUGGGACAUCCCGUUCAAAGGCGUAACCAUGAGGGUGGCCUACAGCAAUCAGCCCGGGGAGCCACGUUAUCCCUUCAUGGCGAGGCUGGUUGAUGGUUUGUACUUACAUCUCAUCCAUGGUCGUUCAAAAAAAAAAUCCGUGAUGUCUACAUUAUCGUCGAUUUUUUUGUUGGUGCUUUCCUGGCAUUAAUCUUAAUGAGAAAGUCCUAGCAAAUGUGUAUCUCAUAAAUGAAACUAUUACGUUACAACCAGUCAUUGAAAUUCGAACACGUUGCACAAAUUCGUUGAGUUUUCAGUGUUACAUUUUACAUCGACUAGAUUGAACACGCGAACAAUUCAUUAGAUUGAGACCCAAAGAGAACCAAAACAAAAUACGAGGAAUAUAACUUUGCUGUCAUCUGUCUUUUCAGCGGAGAUGAAACAAGUACCUUUCUCAUUCUUUCACUCUAUUCCCUUUUAUCUCUCCUCUCUCUCUCUCUUCCUCUGUUCCUCUCUUUCUCUCAAUCUCUACCUCUCUCUCCCUCUGCCUGCCUCGGAGCGUCAGUUUGUCUGUUUGAGGGAAUUAUUAUUAUUUUAAAAAAAAAGUUUUUAUUGCCAUCAUCUUGACAGAAAGAAGACUAUCGAACUAAACAAUUCAUAUUCUUCCAUUGCAUAAUAGAUGUAAUUGAUAAUGUAUUACAGAUUUUUAAACUAUGUCUCUCACUCUCCCACAGAUCAAGGUCUUGCUCACAGCAGCCUCUAUUUCGACCAAAGCCAGAACAUCACCGUACCAAACCCUUUCAAGAUCCCUGACCCCUGUCCACCUGCAACCGUCGGCUAGAAACAACUUCGCUAAGGAAAUUUUAAUUUUUGUGUGUUCCAUGAUGUAUUAUUGUGACUCACGUUAAUUUCAAUAUGACAUUUGACUAAAUAACUCAGUCCACAAAC
Lymnaea stagnalis (great pond snail) is the source of this 4210-nucleotide messenger RNA. Lineage: Eukaryota; Metazoa; Mollusca; Gastropoda; Lymnaeidae. The record is from the annotation of a GenBank genome assembly.